AUGUCAUUUCAAGAAAGAUGUAUGGAACUCAAGCAGAUUCUCAACUUUGAUGUUGACAUUUUCACAGCCAUUAUUAUUGGCCUUGCUGCGCAACGACCCGUCAGAAUCCACACUCACCAUCCUGAUGUUGUGGAGAAGUGCGCUCUUGUGGUGGCAGCCAACAUUCUAGGCUACGACCAGAGACUACUUUACCGUUGCGACGCAGACGCUGAUGUCGACCACUUUUUAAAUGGAGUCAGUGACUGGAGAGAGUCUGCUCAAACCGACAAACAACUUAUGCCAUUUCUCAUCCUGAGAAACGUUGCAUCGUUAUCGAACGAGUGUCAGGCUCUACUGCUGGAGAUUCUGCAAACAGGAAAGACAACUUACAGAGGUGUCACAUAUUCGAAACCACCGGGUUUUUUGUUACUUUCAGUGUCUAAAAGUGAUGUCUACAUGUUCGAAUACCUGAGGGAUGAGUUCUUCGUCUACCAUGAGUGUCACGUCGACGGUGAGGUGAAUAUCGCACAACUAAUUGAGAGCAUAUCGGAGGAAAAGACUGCUUCACCGCCAUUGAUGACUGCUGCCGAUAUCAAGAAGCUACACGACAAGGCGGCCCAGGUGUCGAUAGUGGCCGAGCUGCAACGAUACAUGCAAGACAUUAUCGUCCAUAUUCGGUGCCACCGGGUGGUUGCUAGGGCUAUAAAACCCAAGGCAGCAAGAGACUUCACUCUUUUCGUGCGCCACAUGUGCGUGCUCAAUGAUUCAGACUUCGCAACCCCAUCGGUGAUUGCAGUCGCCGCUCGAAAGUUACUACCAAGCUCUGUGCACAUUGCUUCGCCGGAAUUCGAACCUUCUCUAGCCUACGGAAGUGAUUAUAAGCUCAUUGAGGAAUACAUCACAUCGUGGGAUGGAGCACUCGUUGUGGAAGAUGUCUUGAAUCGGGUCAAGGCACCCGUUUAA
This is a messenger RNA of Yarrowia lipolytica CLIB122, 942 nucleotides long. RefSeq lists its product as uncharacterized. The record is from RefSeq and is a predicted model, not a curated record. Lineage: Eukaryota; Fungi; Ascomycota; Dipodascomycetes; Dipodascales.